CGCGACAUAAUAUAAAUAUAUAAAAGCUGUGGCUACAUAUGAUAUUGAAGCACAAACAGACAAAGCAAGUUCGCCACAGUUUUGCUACAGUAUAGCUUAAAAUGGAACAAGAAACUGGGGAAUUAGUUAAUUCUGUAAUAUCAAAAGCGAUUUUCCAGUUCGCUUUGACAAGUCUGCAUAAAUAUGCGACGAUCAAGCCAAAGGAAGAUUUUGUUUUUAGUCCAUAUAAUAUAUAUCAAGGACUUUACUCUGCUUAUAUGAUUUCAAGUGGUGAAAUGGAACAGCGUUUAAGAGAUAUUCUUUAUUUACCGAAUGUUUCGAAGUAUGAGUUGCUGAAAAUUAUUAUUUUUAAUAAAUACCCCGGAAAACGGCCUGCACGUUAUAAAGUUUCUACCUUUUAUAUGCCUUACCAUUACGUAAUUCAAAAUCAAUGUAUAUUUUUAAACAAAAAACUUCGUGGAGACAUCGAAACAAUGAGAUUACUGUACAAUGCUGGAUUUCGAUCUAAAAGCAAUAAUAAUAUCCAGGAUACAAAUAGAGAGCUCAAUGAAUCUCUGCAACCUCUGCUAGAGAAUUUUUUUCGUAAAUUGGUGAACUUAAAAGUAAAAACAGAAGAUAUGGAUAUUUUUUUGGCAAACGUAUUUCAUUUCCAUGGUCGAAAUCUAAUCGUCUCUCAAUCGUCUUCUUUUCAUCUGAAUUUUAAAACAUUUUCCAGUGAUGAAUUGCAGGUGGACGUAAAGGAGUUAAUAAUCAAGGAACAUUUUACGUCGCUGUAUAUAUUGAAACCUACUUCAACAAGCACAAACAACACGAUUAAAACAGAUAUGAGCACUGGCCUUUCCAGCUUGAUUGAAAGAUUGUCAACAAGCGAGGGAAUGGAUAUACUUCAGAAGUUACUGUCUUGUGCAGAAACAGAUAAAUCACUGUCUUUCGAUAUUCCGCCGAUUUUCGAAAUCGAAAAGUAUCUGGAUAUGCGUGCUCUGUUGCGGGAACUAAACGUCGAGCAAUUAUUGACGCCCGACGCGAUUCCUUUAGACCACAUUUUCGUGGAAGACGAUCAAAGCGCGCACUUCGGUAAUGCCGUGCACCGUGCUCGUGUCAAGGUCACGCAAGAGGACGUCAAGGCGUCUGCAGUAACCGUGAUCAGCGGACAAGAAUCCUGUUCGAACGACAUUAUAACCGACGUGAAUACCAAUUAUCCAUUUCUUUGGUUAAUUUACGAUAAAAUGAACGCAGAUAUUCUCUAUAUCGGCGUCUUUAAUAAAGUUGACAAGCCCGUUUCUUGAAUUGGGUUGACAGAUACAAAUUUUAUCAAACGAACUGCUCAUUCUAGGAGUUUAUUGGAAAGUCUUCAUAAUUAUGAUAACAAAUUUAAGGGAAGCCAGUUUUGAAGCUUUAAAAAAUAUGAUUUUUGAGAAUUUUUUAUUGGAAAAACUUUACAGCGUAUUAUUUGGAAAUAUUUAGGCAAUUGUUAUUAAAUUUUCGUAUAAACAUUUUAUUUAUUUAAAAAUGUAGACUGUGAAGAUCGCCCAUGAGGAAUCUUCUUGCCGUGGAAAUUGCAAAUUGACAAGUAAUUUCAUAUACAUCUAAAUUUGUCUGAAAUUAAAUACUAAAAAUUUAUUAUUAUUUCAGUCUAAACCUGCACCAUAUUGUUAAAUUUAUACUAUUUUCUUAUUUUAUUUGUUAGUCAGCAAUGCAAUAUGAUAAAUAAUAAAAAAAUUGAUGUUUUAAUUUAAAACCAAUUUAGAUAUAUGAAAAUGCUCGCAAAUUUACAACUGGUGAUUAAGAUACGAGUUGAUUUUUAUAAAGCGCCCUUUACAGACCAUUCAUUGCAGAACAUAUAUAUGUAAAUAAUUAAUAAUUGCUAAAAAUUUUGCAAUGAUCCGCUAUGCUGUUUUACUAAAAAAAUUGUCAAAUAAUAUCUUUUUUAGCUUCUCUUAAAUUUAGAAGUACACAAAUCGGAUAUAUUUUUUGAAAUGGUGAUUGGUAACAAAUAUG
Nylanderia fulva is the source of this 1998-nucleotide messenger RNA. Its product is annotated as serine protease inhibitor 88Ea-like. The record is from RefSeq and is a predicted model, not a curated record. Gene Ontology annotation, molecular function: serine-type endopeptidase inhibitor activity. NCBI's taxonomy places the organism in Eukaryota, Metazoa, Arthropoda, Insecta, Hymenoptera, Formicidae.